Chrysochloris asiatica (Cape golden mole) is the source of this 2073-nucleotide messenger RNA. RefSeq names its product FAST kinase domains 2 (gene FASTKD2). Bases 1 to 2073 code for a protein of 690 amino acids. The transcript has 11 exons. The record is from RefSeq and is a predicted model, not a curated record. Gene Ontology annotation, biological process: mitochondrial RNA processing; regulation of mitochondrial mRNA stability. Gene Ontology annotation, cellular component: mitochondrial matrix; ribonucleoprotein granule. NCBI's taxonomy places the organism in Eukaryota, Metazoa, Chordata, Mammalia, Afrosoricida, Chrysochloridae. Gene Ontology annotation, molecular function: RNA binding.
AUGAAUAACAAAACAGGUUACUUUUUACAGAACCUCAGACAAUUCUGUACUUUAGUUCCAGCAAGAACUGUGAAGGUAGUAGAUCCUUUGGGAUUUUGCAGAUCAAAAAUUGUUCAUCCAAACUGGAACCCAAGAAAUCUUUUCUUAAAUGACUUAGAGAAUAGAAUGCAGUCAUCCGUUAGAUAUCUCUUUCAGAAUGUAUUGCUUUUUAAAUCAGGAGACAAUGACUUUCAAACAAAUGGCAUGAGUACUGUAGCAGUCCCUGCAAUUGACAGAUUUCUUUGCCCUAGACGAAUAUCCUUUGACUCAAAACUCUCUUUUGUUUCUGGUGAUUCAUCUGAUGAUGGACUGAAGAAAAUAAAGUUUCAUACUGAGGUCUCCAAUGAUGGUCUUCUCAUCAAGAAAGCAAAACCAACCUAUCUAAAAUUGUCUGAGGAGUGUUAUUCUCUGAGUGAUGUAUUAGAUGCAUUUUCAAAAGCACCUACAUUUCCCAGUAGUAACUAUUUCAUAACUAUGUGGAAAAUUGCCAAAAGUAUGUCCGAAGACCAGAAACGCGUUGAAAAACAACUGAUGUUUAACCACCCUGCAUUUAAUCAGCUAUGUGAACAAAUGAUGAGAGAAGCCAAGAUCAUGCGCUGUGAUCACCUGCUGUUCAGUCUUCAUGCUAUGGUGAAACUUGGAAUCCCUCAGAAUACUCUGCUGGUACAGACUUUGCUGAGGAUAGUCCAGGAACGUAUCAAUGAGUGUGAUGAGAAAUGUCUUUCAGUUUUGUCAACUGUUUUAGAGGCAAUGGAGCCAUGCAAGAAUGUGAACGUUCUUCGAGCAGGAUUACGAAUACUGGUUGAUCAACAAGUUUGGAAAAUAGAACGUGUCUUCACAUUACAAACUAUGAUGAAAUGUAUUGGAAAAGAUGCACCAAUUGCUCUUAAAAAGAAACUGGAGAUGAAAGCCUUGAGAGAACUAGACCGAUUUUCUGUUGUGAAUAGUCAGCACAUGUUUGAGGUCUUAGCUGCAAUGAAUCACCGUUCUCUUACACUCUUGAAUGAAUGCAGUAAGAAGGUCAUAGAUAAUAUCCACGGAUGUCCUUUUAAGAUGCUGAUCAGCAUAUUAAAGUCCUGCAAAGACCUCCAAUACCAUAAUUUAGAUCUCUUCAAAGGAAUAGCAGACUAUGUGGCUACAACUUUUGACAUCUGGAAGCUGAAACAGGUUCUCUUGAUGCUUACUUUAUUUGAAACCUUUGGAUUUCGGUCUAUUGACUUGAUGGACUUGUUUAUGAAGAAGGUAGUGAAUGAACCCGGAUUCCUAAAUGAGAACAACACUGUCACUAUUCUUCAUGUGUAUUCGUCUCUCAACCACUUCCACAAAUACCAGAACAAAGAGUUCCUAGACAUUAUGGCAGGUUCUCUGACGGGUUGCCUUCAUCAUAUCUCUUCUGAAAACCUGUUGCAUGCUGUGUGCUCAUUUUUCAUGAUGAACCAUUUUCCCCUGGCAGCUGUUAAUCAGCUCUUUCAAAAGGACAUUGUCAGUGAGCUGCUGACUGCAGGGAACAUGGAGAGGAAUAUUUACAAGCUUCGUCUUUUGGAUACUUGUCUGCACCUAGCUAGUACUCCUUACCACAAGUCCCCAGACAUAUCACUGCCACCCGUACCAUCAGCGCCAGUACAUCCGAAUGCAAAAGUUGAAGAGAUGCUGAGUAUUCUCCUGGGAGGUGAAGACCGCUUCUCAAAAAACGUGCAGUUGCCACAUAAUUAUCAUAUUGAUUUUGAAGUUAGAAUGGAUACUAACAGGAGUCAAGUUCUUCCAUUUUCUGACAAGGAUGUGGUAUCGUCUGCUGCAAACACUCAAAGAGUAGCUGUGCUGUGUGUUCGUAGAUCUAGUUACUGUUUGGGUUCAUCCCACCCCAGGGGAUUACUUGCCAUGAAGAUGAGACAUUUGAAUGUAAUGGGCUUUCAUGUGAUCUUGGUCAAUACUUGGGAGAUUGAAAAACUAGAGAUGAAGGAUGCAGUCACAUUUCUGAAGACUAAAAUCUAUUCCACAAAUCCUACUGCUGAUGUAGUUUUGCAAAAUACAUAA